UCAUUAGCAGGGGCAGCGGUCGAUCUCUGAAGAAUCUCACCUCAGUAAACAUAGUUGCAUCUGAGUGCCGUGGUUUUGUUGUGCCCAAGUCGGGCGAGAUACGAGUACCAUCCUCGCUAGUUGUUUACAAUCCCUGGACUUAAGUUUAUCUCCUGACUCUGUUUCAAGUGCUUUUGUGUUUUGAGUCCGGCUGGCUUCAAGGACGCUAUCCAUCAGCGAACGAGUUCUGUCUUAAGCAAUAAAACUACAUUACAAUGCCUGGCGGCGAGCUAAAAAUGCACAACAUAAGCCAAAAUUCUCCGGAGGGAGGAAACGGCACAAAGUACAACGAAUUUUCAAUAAACGUUCCACCUCAUGAGUCACCCCCGGAUGGAGAUUAUGAUCCGCACACACAUCGAGUUUUAGACGCACCCACAACUAACAACGAGACGCUAAUUCACUUGCUGAAAGGAAGUCUUGGAACGGGAAUUCUUGCCAUGCCAAAGGCGUUCUACCAAGCAGGUCUCCUCAUUGGAACAAUUGGCACAAUCCUCAUAGGAUUUUUAUGUACAUAUUGUCUUCACGUUCUCGUUCGUUCCCAGUACAUCCUGUGUAAACGGAAACGAGUUCCAAUCCUUAGUUAUCCUGACUCAAUGAAAAUUGCCUUGCAAGAGGGUCCUUCGGGAUUGAGGAUGUUUGCUGACGCUUCAUAUGUCAUAGUCGAUGGGUUCCUCAUUGUAUAUCAACUUGGAAUUUGCUGCGUUUACAUCGUUUUCGUUGCAACUACCGUAAAGCAGGUCGCUGACGAGUUAGCUGACCCGAUCGAUCUACGCGUGCACAUGCUCAUCCUGCUCCUCCCUCUGAUCCUCAUCAAUUACGUUCCUAAUUUGAAAAUGUUAGCGCCUUUCUCGCAAGUGGCCAACUUCAUAACUUUUGCCGGAUUGGCGAUAACGUUGUACUACAUCCUCCAAGAUCUGCCACCGGUGUCGUCGCGGCCGUUAGUCGGUGAGCCCCGAAACUACUCUCUUUUUGUCGGGACUACGCUUUUCGCUCUCGAAGCUGUUGGAGUGAUGCUAGCAUUGGAAAAUAACAUGAAGACCCCUGCGUCUUUCGGUGGCUAUGGAGGUGUACUGAAUAAGGGAAUGGUCAUCAUCGUGUUCCUGUAUGUGGCUAUGGGUUUCCUUGGAUACGUCAAGUAUGGAGAGCUCAUUGCCGGAAGUGUCACUUUGAAUCUGCCCCAAGGAAUGCUUGCACAAUCUGUGAAAUUGAUUUUUGCAGUGGCCAUAUUUAUAACAUACGCCCUUCAAGCAUAUGUUCCGGUCGACAUCAUCUGGAGAACAUACAUGAAGCAGUAUCAUAGCCAUAAAAAUAAAAUGUUGAUCGAGUACAUUCUCAGGACGGCAGUUGUACUCAUAACAUUCGUGCUAGCCGUGCUGAUCCCGCGGCUGGAGCUGUUCAUCUCCCUGUUCGGGGCGCUGUGCCUGUCGGCGCUGGGCAUUGCGUUCCCGGCCAUCAUCGAGCUGUGCGUCCUGUGGCCAGACCAAUUGGGCACUCUCAACUACGUCCUCUGGCGGGACGUCUUCCUCGUCGUCAUCGGGAUCCUUGCCCUCGUCAUCGGCACAUCCAUCAGUGUUAACGAUAUCAUCGUGUCCUUCCAAUGAGGCGCCCCCGGACGGCCAGACGCCCUAAUAGGCCGCCCCCUCCGCACGCUUCUGCCUCGAGCCAAUAACGUCGUUCCUCAUCUCAAUCGGUGAAUGUCCAAGAGAACGUCGAGGAAUUGGACGGCAUUUUGCAAUUAGGAACUACAAUUCCCGGCUUAUCCAUGAAAGCGCCUAUCCGCGUAAGGAAAAUGACGGCACGUGUGCUCUUUCUAAAUUGAGUCAGAAAUAGUAGUUCCUGAUUGCAAAAUUCAGUCCGUAGGAAGUAGUGGUCAGAUCAGUAUUUUCACCUCAAGACGUCGGUUGAUGAAAAAGCAGUAUCACUGGAGAAGAUUUUUUCAAUUUAAUAAUUAGUACUGAACGAUGAUUGGACUACAUUUUGCAACAUGGGGCUAUUAUUUCCUGCUCACUUGAAGAACAUCAGACGAGCCUUUUUAGCCGUUUUUCCUGAGAAGAUACGUGCUUUUAUGGAUGAACCAGAAAUGAGGGACGUGGAGGAAAUGCGCAUAGGUGCAGUUUUUGCUAUUUCAAGAAAUACGUGUUCCAAUGUGCAAAAUUACGUGGAGCCUUAUGACGGCAAGAAAGCUCGAACUCACUUUUUGAUGCUUAAAAAUCGGAUUUUAGUAGUGAAUUAUUCACUAACCGUAUAAGACUAAUUUUACUUGAAAUCGUUAAUACCUUUUUUUCAAAACCUCCACUCAUGCACCGUGUCCUCCAUGCCCCCCGAAUAAUGAUCCCACGUCGUUGAAUGUGGUCAGUUUCUUGUUUCCUUCAGUUUCUUGAGUCAACCGGAAAUCUCUUUGAAGUUAGUGACACGACAUGUCUUUAAGAUAACAGAAAUAUCGUAUGAUACUAAGAGAUUUCCUGUUGAUACAACGAGAAUUCUCAUCCCAGAGUUAUUAAUUGGAAUUUCUAUUGAUCCAACAGAAAAUUAUUCUCCGUGUCGUUAUGGAAUCUGGUUGACAAUCUGUGCUACCAUUGUGCCAAACAAGUUACUAUGCUAGUGCCAAAUCUGGCCAUUAUACGCUGAAACUUCUGAAUAUUUUCUUACAUUGUGCCCUGGAGAAAAUAAAAUGGUUUAAUUGCACGAUAGCAAUAUAUUUUACAAAAAACUAAAUUAAAAUGUCAAAAUAAAAGCUAAAAAAUAACGUACGGAAAAUGUGGCGUUGUGACUGAACGUACACAAUCAUCUAUAUAAAUAAAAUC
Bemisia tabaci is the source of this 2843-nucleotide messenger RNA. RefSeq names its product proton-coupled amino acid transporter-like protein acs. Gene Ontology annotation, biological process: amino acid transmembrane transport. Gene Ontology annotation, cellular component: vacuolar membrane. Gene Ontology annotation, molecular function: L-amino acid transmembrane transporter activity. NCBI's taxonomy places the organism in Eukaryota, Metazoa, Arthropoda, Insecta, Hemiptera, Aleyrodidae. The record is from RefSeq and is a predicted model, not a curated record.